This is a messenger RNA of Endocarpon pusillum Z07020, 855 nucleotides long. RefSeq lists its product as uncharacterized. Bases 1 to 855 code for a protein of 284 amino acids. The transcript is spliced from 2 exons. The record is from RefSeq and is a predicted model, not a curated record. Lineage: Eukaryota; Fungi; Ascomycota; Eurotiomycetes; Verrucariales; Verrucariaceae. Gene Ontology annotation, cellular component: fungal-type vacuole; plasma membrane.
AUGUCUGGACCACCAACGUCAGAAUAUGCUGGAUAUGUAGAUCCAAACUUCCCAAGUCCUGGUGGUCCAGAUGAUGCAUCGGUCAUAAUUUAUGGCUACCGACCUUCCCUCGCUCUUGGUAUCCUCGGCGCCGUCCUAUUCGGUCUGGCCUUCUUCGGCCACUCCUAUCGUCUCUUCCAGUACCGAACAUGGUAUUUCACUCCCGUCAUGCUCGGCACAGCUAUGGAGGUGGUGGGCUAUGCCUUCCGUCUUCUGUCUUCCCAGGUCAAUCCGUACUCCGUCAUAAACUUCGUUGUACAAUACUUCUUCAUCGUUAUCGCGCCCGUCUUCUUCUCGGCUGCCAUCUACACCGUUCUCACAGUUUUCAUCAACCGAACAAAGCGCGAGUACGCACCGCUAUCUCCGAAAUUGAUUCUUUGGAUCUUCAUUUCCUGUGAUGUUGUGGCCACGAUCACCCAGGUAGCUGGUGCCGCGUUGAUCGGGGUUGCAGCGUCGAAUGGCAAAGACCCGACCACACCAAACAAUAUCCUCCUGGCGGGGCUCGCCUUCCAAGUAUUUUCAUUCCUCGUCUUCUGCGUCUGUCUAGGUAUUUGUCUGUAUCGUGCUCGCAAGAUUGUUCUGUCGUCUUUGAAAGCCUUCACCGCAGCAUUAUGCGCCGCUACUCUGCUCGUCUACCUCAGGACAUGCUUCAGGCUCGCUGAGACAGCAGAGGGCCUAACCAGCGCUCUGGCCACCCAUGAGGCCUAUUUUGGAAGUCUGGAGUUCGCGCCAAUUGUCAUCGCCGUAUUCAUCCUUGCAAUCUGGCAUCCGGGAAAGUGGCUGCCACGCCAUCAAGACUGGAACGAGAACAUAUGA